This is a messenger RNA of Sebastes umbrosus (honeycomb rockfish), 3318 nucleotides long. RefSeq names its product serine/threonine-protein phosphatase 6 regulatory ankyrin repeat subunit A (gene ankrd28a). The coding region runs from base 1 to 3318 and encodes 1105 amino acids. Gene Ontology annotation, cellular component: cytoplasm. The transcript has 28 exons. NCBI's taxonomy places the organism in Eukaryota, Metazoa, Chordata, Actinopteri, Perciformes, Sebastidae. Gene Ontology annotation, molecular function: protein binding. The record is from RefSeq and is a predicted model, not a curated record.
AUGCGGUCAGAGCGGGCUAGUCGUGUGUGUAUCGUGGUGCUGGAGGAGGUGGAGGAGGAUGAGCCCUCCUCUUCGCCCCCACCUCCCCGGCCCAAAUCAUCCCCAGACCGCAGAUCCCAUCAUGCCUCUCGAAGGGCUGCCGCUCAGGAGGACAAGCCGUCUCUGUUAAGAGCCAUCUUCAACGUGGACCCGGAUGAAGUUCGCUCCCUCAUAUUCAAGAAAGAGGAUGUCAACAUUCAGGACAACGAGAAGAGGACGCCUCUGCAUGCUGCAGCCUACCUGGGAGACGCUGAGAUCAUUGAACUGCUCAUCCUCUCGGGAGCCAGAGUUAAUGCCAAAGAUAACAAGUGGCUGACUCCUCUUCACCGAGCUGUCGCAUCUUGUAGUGAGGAUGCUGUGGCAGUGUUGCUGAAGCACAGUGCGGAUGUGAACGCCCGAGACAAGAACUGGCAGACGCCGCUCCACAUUGCAGCUAGCAACAAGGCAGUGCGUUGUGCCGAGGCUCUGGUCCCGCUGCUUAGCAACGUCAACGUGUCUGACCGGGCGGGACGCACUGCCCUGCACCACGCUGCCUUCAGUGGACAUGUAGAGAUGGUGAAGCUGCUGCUGUCCAGAGGAGCCAAUAUUAAUGCAUUUGACAAGAAGGACAGGAGAGCCAUCCACUGGGCAGCCUACAUGGGUCACCUGGAGGUGGUGAAGUUAUUGGUGGCCAGUGGAGCAGAGGUUGACUGUAAGGACAAAAAAGCCUACACCCCGCUCCAUGCAGCCGCCUCCAGUGGCAUGAGCAGCACAGUGCAUUACCUGCUGAGCCUGGGGGUCCACGUCAACGAGGUGAACGGCUAUGGCAACACUCCACUCCAUUUGGCCUGUUACAAUGGACAGGACGUGGUGGUCAGUGAGCUCAUCGAGGCAGGGGCCAACGUCAACCAGGUGAAUGAGAGGGGUUUUUCUGCUCUCCACUUUGCCUCCUCAUCACGCCAGGGGGCGCUGUGCCAGGAGCUGCUGUUGGCCCACGGAGCCCACAUCAACAUGCGGAGUAAGGAUGGUAAGACUCCCCUUCACAUGGCAGCUACCCAUGGAAGGUUCUCCUGCUCUCAGGCCCUCAUUCAAAAUGGAGCUGAGAUUGAUUGUGAGGACAAGAGCAGAAACACAGCCCUUCACAUCUCUGCCCGUUAUGGCCAUGAGCUCAUCAUCACUGCACUCAUCAAACACGGAGCCAACACCGCCAAGAGAGGCAUUCACGGGAUGUUCCCUCUACACCUGGCAGCUCUCAGCGGCUUCUCGGAUUGCUGCAGGAAGCUGCUGUCCUCAGGGUUUGACAUAGACACCCCUGAUGACUUUGGAAGGACCUGUCUACAUGCUGCUGCAGCUGGAGGGAACCUGGAGUGUCUGAACCUGCUGUUAAACAUAGGAGCGGACUUUAACAGGAAAGACAACUUUGGAAGGACUCCACUACACUAUGCAUCAGCCAACUGUAACUACCACUGUGUGUUUGCCUUGGUGGGCUCCGGGGCUAGCAUCAAUGAGCUGGACCAGCGAGGCUGCAGCCCCCUGCACUACGCUGCUGCAGCUGACACUGAUGGAAAAUGUGUGGAGUACCUGUUGAGGAACGAUGCUGAUCCAGGAGUGCGAGACAAACAGGGUUACAGUGCAGUGCACUAUGCAUCAGCUUACGGACGCACACUCUGCCUGGAACUGAUGGCAAGUGAGACACCUCUUGAUGUGUUAAUGGAGACAUCAGGAACAGACAUCCUGAGUGAAUCAGAGAGCCAGGCACCCGUUAGUCCACUCCACCUGGCGGCUUACCAUGGACACUGUGGAGCUUUAGAGGUGCUCUUGUCAUCCCUGCUGGAGGUGGAUGUUAGCAGCCCAGAGGGCCGGACCCCCCUCAGCCUGGCCUGCUCCAAGGGUCACCAGGAGUGUGUCUCUCUGCUGCUGCACCAUGGCUCCUCACCCAUGACCCGUGACUACACGCACAAAAAGACAGCCAUACAUGCUGCAGCUAUGAAUGGCCACCCAGAGUGCCUGCGCCUGCUCAUGAGCAACAACGACCAACAAAUUAAUGUGGACGUACAAGACACCAACGGACAGACGCCUCUGAUGUUGGCAGUGCUGAACGGACACACAGAGUGUGUGUACUCUCUACUCAGUCAAGGAGCCAGCGUAGAGAAUCAGGACCGCUGGGGGAGGACGGCAUUACACCGAGGGGCGGUGACAGGACAGGAGGAGAGUGUAGAGGCCCUGCUCCAGCGGGGGGCCAGUGUGUGUGUCGGAGACAUCCGGGGCCGCUCCCCUGUUCACCUGGCGUCCGCUUGCGGCCGUGUGGGGGUCCUGGGUGCCCUGCUGCAGGCCACCACCACCACCACCACCUCAAACACUGACACACACCUCACUGACAACCAGGGCUACACACCACUGCACUGGGCCUGCUACAACGGAUAUGAUGCUUGUGUGGAGGUGUUGUUGGAUCAGGAGGUGUUCAAGAAGAUUAAGGGCAACUCUUUCAGUCCACUGCAUUGUGCUGUUAUGAGCGAUAACGAGGGAGUGGCUGAGAUGUUAAUUGACUCCAUGGGAACAACUAUCGUCAACACGACUGACUCCAAGGGCAGGACGCCACUUCACGCUGCGGCUUUUUCCGACCACGUGGAGUGCGUGUCCCUUCUGCUGAGCCACGGCGCUCAGGCUAACGUAGUCGACACAGACGCGCGCAGCACACCGCUGAUGAUGGCAGCUCUAAACGGACAGACCAACACUGUGGAGAUGUUGGUGAGCAGUGCUAAAGCAGACUUCACACUACAGGAUACAGACAGGAACACAGCAUUACAUCUGGCUUGCAGCAAGGGUCAUGAGACGAGCGCCUUGUUGAUUCUAGAGAAGAUCAGCGACAAGAACCUCAUCAACAGCACCAACACUGCUCUCCAGACGCCCCUGCACGUAGCAGCCAGGAAGGGAUUGACAGUGGUGGUCCAGGAGCUGCUGGGGAAAGGAGCCAGUGUGUUAGCGGUGGACGAGAACGGUUACACUCCAGCUCUGGCCUGCGCUCCCAACCGUGAUGUGGCAGACUGUCUGGCGCUCAUCCUCAACUCCAUGAUGCCCACCUCCCCUAUGGUUACCAUAGCAGCUUUGCCUGAUCAUUCUCAUACACAGACAGUCAUCAACCACCACCCCACCAACAACCACGUCUCCAAAGGCGUGGCCUUUGACACCCCUCCCUCUCUGAGGCCUGACCAUGUGGCUUACUGCAGACCGGAGCGCCCGCUGUCCUCCUCCGUCACUGGGGACGAUGAACUGAACGACUCCGAUUCAGAGACGUACUGA